CACACACACACACACACACACAGAGACGGACGCACACAGCGCUGGAUUGGACACGAAAUGGAGGCUAAGGCUAUCUGCUUUGUGUAUAGCAGGACAUGUAAAGAGAUCCGCGCCCAGCUGGUGGAGCAGCUGCGCUGUCUGGACCAGCAGUGUGAGCUGAGGGUGCAGGUGCUGCAGGACCUGCAGGACUUCUUCCGGAAGAAGGCCGAGAUCGAGAUGGACUACAGCCGCAACCUGGAGAAGCUGGCCGAGCGCUUCCUCACCAAGACCCGCAGCACCAAGGACCACCAGCUCAAGAAGGAGCAGAGUGUGUUGUCUCCAGUGAACUGCUGGAACCUGCUGCUGGUUCAGGUGAAGAGGGAGAGCAGGGAUCACGCCACUCUGUCAGACCUCUACCUCAACAACAUCAUCCCUCGCUUCGCCCAGGUCAGCGAGGACUCUGGACGCCUCUUCAAGAAGAGUAAAGAAGUUGGUGUGCAGCUACAAGAGGAUCUGAUGAAAGUUCUUAACGAGCUCUACACAGUGAUGAAGACCUACCACAUGUACAACACAGACAGCAUGAACGCUGAGUCCAAGCUGAAGGAGGCGGAGAAGCAGGAGGAGAAGCAGAUGGGCCGCUCUGGUCGCCAGGACGACAGGCAGACGCCGCGGUCACCUGACACCCUGGCCAACGUGAAGACUGAGGAGAAACACGUCAGGCGCUCCAGCGUCAAGAAGAUCGAGAAGAUGAAGGAGAAGAGGCAGGCCAAGUACACAGAGAACAAGCUGAAAGCCAUCAAGGCCAGGAAUGAGUAUCUCCUGGCCCUGGAGGCCACCAACAGCUGUGUCUUCAAGUACUACAUCCACGAUCUCUCCGACAUCAUAGACUGCUGUGACCUGGGCUACCACGCCAGCAUGCACCGUGCCCUGCGGACCUACCUGUCUGCUGAGCUCAACGUGGAGGCGUCCAAGCACCAGGGUCUGGAGGGCCUGGAGGGGGCGGCAGAGAGCCUGGAGCCCAGCGGAGACAAGCAGAGACUGAUGGAGACCUACAACAACGUCUUCUGCCCCCCCGUCCGCUUCGACUUUCAGUCCCACAUGGGAGACAUGAUGGGUGUGGUGUGUGCCCAGCCGCCCCUGGAGGGAGAGCUGCUCCAGAGGUGUCAGCAGCUGCAGUCUCGCCUCUCCACCCUCACCAUAGAGAACGAGGAGGUGAAGAAGACCAUGGAGGCCACUCUCUGCACCAUCCAGGACAUGGUGACGGUGGAGGACUAUGAUGUCAGCGAGUGUUUCCACCACAGCAACAGUAUGGAGUCUGUCAAGUCCACCGUCAGCGAAUCCUAUCUCAGCAAGCCCAGCCUGGCCAAGCGACGGGCCAAUCAGCAGGAGACUGAGCAGUUCUACUUCACGAAAUUGAAGGAGUUUCUGGAGGGCAGGAACCUGAUCACUAAACUGGAGGCCAAGCAUGACCUCAUCCAGAAGACCCUGGGAGAGAGUCAGAAGACUGACUGUUGCCUUGCCAGCGGAAGGAGGAACUCCGCUGUGCGGAAGCAGGACUCGGGUCAGGUCAUCCCUCUGAUGGUGGAAAGCUGCAUCCGCUUCAUUAGUCGCCAUGGUCUUCAGCAUGAGGGCAUUUUCAGGGUGUCCGGCUCUCAGGUGGAGGUCAAUGACAUCAAGAAUGCCUUUGAGAGAGGUGAGGAUCCGCUGGCGGGCGAUCAGAAUGAUCAUGACAUGGACUCCAUCGCUGGCGUUCUAAAGCUCUACUUCAGAGGGCUCGACCAUGCCCUCUUUCCCAAGGAAGUCUUCCAUGACCUCAUAUCCUGUGUCUCGAUGGAGAGUCUUCAGGAAAGGGCGGUACACAUCAGGAAGGUUCUGAUGUCGUUGCCCAGCAACACGCUCAUUAUCAUGAGAUACCUGUUUGCUUUCCUCAACCACCUGUCCCAGUACAGUGAGGACAACAUGAUGGACCCCUACAACCUGGCCAUCUGCUUUGGCCCCACACUCAUGUCUGUCCCCGAGGGCAACGACCAGGUGUCCUGCCAGGCCCAUGUCAACGAGCUCAUCAAGACCAUCAUCAUCCACCACCAUGGCAUCUUCCCAGGGGCCCGCGACCUCCAGGGGCCCGUAUACAUACACCCAGGGGCCACCGAGGACUACUGUGAGAAUCCCCAUGGUGAGCCCCCCCUGGUGGUGGAACCUGCCCCUGAAGCUGGCUCUGAAAUCCACAACACUGAUGAUGGCUCCUUGGUCAUUUCAGAAUCGGACCCAAUCGAGGCCAUUGCUCGCUUCGACUACUCAGGACGGACCAAUCGGGAGUUGUCGUUUAAGAAGGGCGCGUCUCUCCUUCUGUUCCAAAGAGCUUCAGAAGAAUGGUGGGAGGGGAGACACAAUGGGAUGGACGGGCUGGUGCCUCACCAGUACAUAGUGGUGCAGGACAUGGCUGAUGGAGGCAGGGGCAGUCCCAGGGCUGAUGGGGAGACCAGGGAGAUGCUGGAGGAGAGGGUGUCCACUAGGGUCAUUGCUGCCUCUCCUACUGGAGCACACGUAGCUGAUAUCUACCUGGCCAACCUCAAUAAGAUGAGAAAGAGACCAGAGUCUGGAAGUAUACGUAGAACCUUCCGGGGCUCUGAGAGCGAGUGCUCUUCUCCCGGGGCUGCGGGUGGGGGUGUGAGGACCGCCUCUCUUCCUGUGGGAGGGGCUCUGGUGAAGGAGGGCGGAGACAAACGACCAGUCAGCGCCCACAGCAUCCUCAACUCUGUGACUCGACACUCCUCCCUCAAGACCAAGGUGGAGAGCCCGCAGUUCCGCAAGGCAACCACAGCAGGGCGCUCUAAGAGCUUCAGUAACCACAGACCUCUGGACCCUGAGGUUAUAGCCCAGGUGGAACACAGCUCCCAGGACAUAGAGGCAGCGAUGAGCUCUCCCCUGACUGAGCUGAGAGAGCUGGAGAGACAGAGCGGUGCCAAGCAUACCCACACCCCCGACGUGGUCCUGGACACCCUGGAGCAGCUGAAGGGUGUGUGUGGUGGGGGAGGGGGCGGGGCUUCUGAGCCCUCCAGUCCCCUCCACUCCCGUCUGCUGCGGGACAGCGAGGGGGGGUCCGGCCACGCCCACCCCCUCCAACGCAGCGCGUCCUCAGCCAGCGACGUGCCCUCCUCCUUCCGGCCCUCCAAGAGCCAGCCCAGGAGCCCCCUGCCCUCCUCCACCUCCCCCUCUCUCUCCUCCUCCUCCCUCUCCUCCUCUGUGCCCUCCUUCAGGGAGGUGCGCCCCCCGGCCACGAGGCCCAAGCCUGUGGUCUUCCCCAAGGGAGGGGGCGGUGGGGGCAGCCCGGCCAUGGGCUCCCCCACCUCCACGGUGCCCCCCACCCCUCCCCCUCCGCCCCCCCCGCACUCACACUCUCUGUCCCACACGCCUCCGCCCCCUCAGGCUAACGACAAGUCCUGCCCAGUCUAGGACCCUCCCGCACCCACCAGCCCCCAUCAAAACUACACCCCUCGACCACACCUCACCCACCCUCACCUUAACCACUGACAGGACCAGAGAUCAAAUCACAUUGGAUUUAUAAAGCUUUCUCAAGCGAGCACAGCACUUCACUUUGCAACGCCUCAUCCCCCCGCCAAUCUGUAGCACCUAGAUAAGAGUUUAAGUCUCAACUCUAUGCUUAUCCCCCUCCCAGGACUAGCAUGACUCUAACCUGCCCUCUCCUGGCAGCUCCUGUUUCUGCAUCUCCCCUCGGACCUCCAGACUCACACACACACACACACACACACACGAGGGAGUCAGCCUCAGGAGGGACAGAGCCAUGGCACCUGUACAUACCAGUGUGGGAUUCUUGAGUGAGUGUGUGAGUGCAAUGUGUGUCCAAUCUCUACCUUACGCACAGAUUGGUAGUGAAAUGAAUGACUGUGGUGUUUGAACAGAUUCAAACAAAGCAGGAAUAUCCCUUCUCCCAUGGCAUCCUUAACCCUUUGAGGACUGGACCUGGAUGAAGGUGGACCCUGACCGGGAACACUGACUGUGAAGACAGAGCUCACCACACACUCACCUUUUUGAGCUCACCAUGAAUGAGCACUUUCAGCUCACUGACUCGCUGCUUCUAAGGGGCAAGACUGGAUGAACCAGCCUGGAGAGAAAAAAAAAAAAAGGUAUCCUUGCUGACAGAAUAAUGUCUGGAAAGAGGAUGGAGAAAGAGACUGAAGGACGCUGGUGAAA
Osmerus eperlanus (European smelt) is the source of this 4191-nucleotide messenger RNA. It is a transcript of the gene srgap2, whose product is annotated as SLIT-ROBO Rho GTPase activating protein 2. The coding region runs from base 58 to 3432 and encodes 1124 amino acids. Gene Ontology annotation, cellular component: cytoplasm. Gene Ontology annotation, molecular function: protein binding. Gene Ontology annotation, biological process: negative regulation of cell migration; signal transduction. NCBI's taxonomy places the organism in Eukaryota, Metazoa, Chordata, Actinopteri, Osmeriformes, Osmeridae. The transcript is spliced from 23 exons. The record is from RefSeq and is a predicted model, not a curated record.